Aspergillus sclerotioniger CBS 115572 is the source of this 722-nucleotide messenger RNA. RefSeq lists its product as uncharacterized. Bases 387 to 677 code for a protein of 96 amino acids. The record is from RefSeq and is a predicted model, not a curated record. The transcript has 2 exons. Lineage: Eukaryota; Fungi; Ascomycota; Eurotiomycetes; Eurotiales; Aspergillaceae.
CCUUCAUCUGCUUCCGCUCCAUGCGGUUGGCGAGUUCGCGCUGUUCCGAGGCGUUGAGUCCUUCCAUUGUGAUGGGAUUUGAUGUCGGAGCUAAAAGUGAACAAGUAGCGUGGACGACAAGAAGAUUGGUCGUGAUGACCGCAGCUCCGGAGCUGCUCAACAACCGCAGGCUCUGAUGGGUCACGUGAACACGCUCAGCCAUCAAUCAGGUGACUGGCGUUGCUGACUCAUCCUGCCGGAACCGAGGGAUCCCAAAACGGCAAACAGCAGGACAAUCCACUCGUCAGCAAACAGCAGCUGCGUUCACGCUUGCGCUGUUCCAUUCUUGAGCCAAGUUAAAAAAAGCACAACCGCCAGCUGGCCCCAGACGUCGAUUGGCGGGAACCAUGGUUUGCCCGUCCACAACCGGGGGACCAGGAAGCAGAGAAGCAACCCAGAAGGACAAAGAUCUUCUUCCAGCCGAUUACCCAGGGCAGCCUGAGGGAGCUGAGAAUAGAGACCUGCUCGUCAAAAGUCAACAAGCCCAGCUAAGCUGGGUCGACGGCAGCUUGACGAUCGGUCCCCACAUUCCAACCUCUCGACUGAAGGAUUGUGUUCGGAGUGAUAUCAUUACUUUCUCGGGACACAAGCUCGGUAGGUGCAAGGUUCACGGGGUGCUGGUGCCGGUCGUCAACUGACUCCUAGCGGACCCAGUAUCAGAACUAUAUAUGCUGUUCCAAUAG